UGCGGAUAAAUUUUUACUGAGAGUCGUAUAGGAAUCUAUAAUCUAGUACUUUCGAAAAUACGCCGAGAGUAUUCCUGAUGGUGAAACGAGCGUUGCUUCAUCGAACGCAGCUAAAGAAAACAACAUCUAUGUAGUUGGUGGUACGAUGCCUGAAAUAGAGGGCGAUAAAUUGUACAAUACCUGUACUAUUUGGGGUCCCGAUGGAACUUUGAUAGCAAAACACCGAAAGGUACAUCUAUUCGACAUCGACAUUCCUAAUAAGAUUACUUUUCGAGAGAGUGAUUCACUCAGUCCUGGUAACUCCCUAACGACGUUCGAUGUGAAGGGCUGCAAAAUAGGUAUUGGCAUUUGCUGUGAUAUUAGAUUCGAGGAAAUGGCACGCAUUUAUCGGAACAAAGAUACUUCUGGCUAGUGCAGUACCUACACGGUGGUUGUUGAAAUAGCCGCUUCUCAUCUAUUUUCCGCAGCGCGGACAUCAUCCUUUGAUCCCUUACGACUAACGAAGUUUUCGAAGAUGUACGGCAGUUUGAGAUUCUACUUGAAAAUGAUCAUGAUUGCGGUCUGUGUGCCGUCUGCUCUUCUUUUUGUCCUUCCGUUAAAGACUGGUAAGUUGAUACUGAUUAAUUAUGCGAUCGAAACCAUAUAUAAUGGCUACAAAAAUGCCGCCAAUAUAAUAUUCCUUCUUUCUUUUAUCUGUCUGCCUCUCAGGUCGUUUUACUAAUUACAAUAAGUAAUUUCGUCUUCUUUGCGCUCUCUUUUAACGCAAAAAAAUAUGAAAUUAACAUGAUAUAUACAUUACUACAUAAGUUAUAUAUAAAAUAUGUAUAUUAUACCCUUGCCUACUGACUGAUAUGAAUUUCUUUCGGUCUCGAAUGCGUUAAAAGAGAGCGCAAAGAAGUCGAAAUUACUUAUUGUAAUUAGUAAAACGACCUGAGAGGCAGACAGAUAAAAGAAAGAAGGAAUAUUAUAUUGGCGGCAUUUUUGUAGCCAUUAUAUAUGGUUUCGAUCGCAUAAUUAAUCAGUAUCA
Molecule: messenger RNA, 1027 nt
Organism: Bombus huntii
Lineage: Eukaryota; Metazoa; Arthropoda; Insecta; Hymenoptera; Apidae
Product: omega-amidase NIT2-A-like
Exons: 4
Coding region: 146-412 (88 amino acids)
Biological process (GO): oxaloacetate metabolic process; L-glutamine metabolic process
Cellular component (GO): mitochondrion
Molecular function (GO): omega-amidase activity
Source: RefSeq, a predicted model, not a curated record